UUGCAACAAAUCUCAGUUUUGUUCACUGGAAUGCGAUCUGCCUGAAAGACUUGUUUGAAACAAAACUUCCACGCGGAGGCGGCAUAGAACCAUGAUAGACGUUAGGAACUUAAGGUGGACAUUUCUGUCUUCCAAAUCUCUUUAACUUUAAGCUAUCGUCUUCUAAACAGAUCCAAAAGCUUUUAAAUAAGUCCUAACAAGCUCCUAAACUCUUCAUUUAAUUUCCAGAAAGCUCCAAAAGAUCCGCGGACUCCCGCAGCGCCUCCAGCCGCUCCAGACGCGGACCCCUGGCUCCUCCAGGACACACCCAUGCGGGCCCAACCGAACACGUUGGACCAGUGAUGACUCCGAAGGGGGUGUGUCCUCCUGUAAAAGAAGUCAGUGUUGCCCCGCUGCCAGUCCUCCUCCUCCUCCUUGCCCUCCCUCCUCCUGCGCGCCCUAGAGAAAAUUGGGGAGCCGACACGCAGUCGAAGUCGCGCGCGCCUCUAAGAGAAAGAGGAAAAGAUUUUCCACAAAAAGAAGCUCGACUGCAAGUCGGAUACGUUCUUAAGGAUCUUAAAGCCUCUCCUGAAACCAUGGGGGACGUGGUUUCCUCUCACCUGGACGAGGCCAGGCGGGGGAUGAUAACAGCUCAGACUCGAGAUGUGAUGAAACAGUUUGGAAAAUUGUACGAGCAGCAGUACGCCGUCGCCCUCUUCAACAGUGUUCGCUUUGAGAUCGAAGGAGGCGGAGGAACGCAGUCACAGCUGCUCCACAGAAAAGACCCUCUGGCAGGCCACUGCAUCUUCUCUGGGAGUCUCUAUCAGUACUUGGAGGAGACUCGGAAAUGGAGGGGCCGCUUUGUGUCUGUGACUAACAGCUACACUCUCAGCCUGUAUGACAGCCAGGCGGCUCACGACCGGGGUCUCCAGUCGAGGGUUACCAUCAACUGUGCCGGGUACAGGGUCCUGUGUUCGAUGGAGGAGUACAUGGAUGUGAUCCACAACAGCCUCCCAGAUAUAAAGGCCAAAGUGGGAAACCGUCCGUUCAUCAAGUUGGACAACAAGUUGCCCCUCAUCCUGUGGCACCCCUACGCUCGCCACUACUACUUCUGCGUGGUGACGGAGAAGGAGCAGAAGAAGUGGCUCGCCGUGCUGCGGGACUGUGUCAGGCACAGCAACAACGCUCUGCCAGAGGACUGCAUCGUUGAGACGCCAGCCUUCACCGACUCCGUGAGACUCUACAGACAGGCCAAAGGGCACUACGGCUCCUGGGACAUGAUGUGUGGAGCAGCGCCUCAGAUCCUGGCUAACCUGGUUAUGGAGACGCUCCACCCGCAGCUCAGACACGUGAUCGGCCCUCGUCUGAAGGGAAAGAUGCAGCAGAGGCAGAGGAACUGGAUGCUGAUCUGUGCUGCGGCGUACAAGCAGGUGCUGGCUCAGGCCAGCAGCCAGUACGAGGCUCUGACAGAGGCCUGCGGGGCACACAGGGCCCAGCUGGAUGCCAGACUGAGGACGGACAUGGACCAGAUCAUCACGUCCAAGGAGCACGUCACCAGCAAGAUCAGAGCUCUGGUUCUCCCCAAAGCGGAGGAGCUCCUCCGGACCAGCAUCCAGCCCUACAUCAACUCCAUCCUGGAGGCGCUGAUGGAGCCCACCAGCCGUGGCUUCUCGGAGGUUCGAGACGUGUUCUUUAAGGAGCUCGUGGAGAUCAGCAAGAACUCCCUGAAUGGAGGUGGCAAAGAGAAACUGGGAGAGCAGCUGGACCGGCUCUCCAUGCUGGCCUUCCACCCGGUGAAGAUGCAGGGUAGUUAUGAGAAGAUGGAGCAGCUGAACCUGGAGGGGCUGCAGCAGAGGUUCGAUGUUUCCAGCCCCUCCGUGUUCAUCAGCAGGGCUCAGAUCCUCAUGAGGGAGCAAAUGGACAAUGCCGUGUACACGUUUGAGCAGCUACUCCAGCAAGCCCUGGAGGCUCAGGGCCAAGACGAUGUCUGCAAUACCAUCCAGAAAUGUCAGGAGAGGGUUCUCAAGAAAUACGAUUAUGACAGCAGCACAGUGCGCAAGAAGUUCUUCAGAGAAGCUCUGCUGCAGAUCAUCAUCCCCUACAUGCUGCAGCAGCUGGCCCCGGCCUGCACCCCUGAACUGCCCCGCUUCCAGGAGCUGAUCUUUGAGGACUUUUCCCGCUUCCUCCUGGUUGAGAACAUGUACGAGGAAGUGGUGCUCCAGUCUGUCACCAAGGAGAUAAUGAUGGCUGUGAAGGAGGCUGCUGUACAGAGGAAACACAACCUCUACCGGGACAGCAUGAUUCUGACCAGCAGUGACCCCAACCUGCACCUCCUGGAGGAAAGCCCGUCGGUGGACUGGGCUGCCAAGUUUGGGGGGGAGGAGCCAGACGGCUCCAUGAACAGCUCAGGUGAAGGCCGGGCCCCAGAGAGACGACGCAGGCAGGUGGUGUCCAUGAUACACCUUGACGAUGGGCCUCUGCCCUACGAAUCUUGUCUGGAGGUCCCGGCGGUGGAGCUUAUCCCAGAGGAGGACGGACAGAUUUUUGGAGAAGGAGAAGAAGAGGAGGAGCCAGACUCAUCGGAGGACCCUAAGUCUCCUGACAGUGUGAAUUUGAUCAGGGAUCUGAUCAACCCGGUGGUGGAAGUAGAGAUCUCCACCGCAGAGGAGCAGCUGAGCCCCGUCAGCAGCGGGACAGACGCCACCAAGGGGCUCAUCGCCGUGGAGGACGGGCUGCUGGAGGAGGUGACGCACGUCACCACCAUCGUGGAGAGCCACUCCAAGAAAUCGCCUCAGACAAUCCUGCAAAAGCUGGGCACAGUCAAAAAGUGCGAGGAGGGGGGAGCUCUGCAGAAGGAGGAGAAGGUGGACCCAGAGGAAGAAAGCGAGGAGGAAGCUGUCGAUGAGUUGCCACAGCUGGCUGCAGACUCCAGCUCCCAAAAUGACAGCGGUUUUCAGUCGCUGACCAAUGACAGGCUGAGCCAGGGCGAGCCUCUGCCAAUCAAAGCUGGCCUUGGUGGGGAGGGGCCCACCAUCAGCCCCACGCAGGUGGAGGUGCAUUUAGUGUAAGGGACGCUGGAGAAAAACAUCUCCGUUAAAGAAUGCUGCAAAAAGUCCAAAUUCAAUCCAUAUUGGUGUCAUUUCUAACUUAUAAAAGCAACGAUUAACAUUUCACUGAGAAGGAAGGACACUUCAGUUUAUCACAAGUGAGAUUCCUCUAUAUUUAAUAUGUAUUAUUCUUUAUAAAAAGUAAUUCUUUCUCAGUGAAAAUGUACCAUAAAUGACUCUAAUCAGAUUAUUUGUGGCAGAAAUUCCAAACUUUUUGUUGGCACAAAGUCCCCCCCCCCAUCUGCUGUGGAUGCUUCAUGACACUAGAGUGACACUAAAUCAGCUUAUGAAGAGCUUGAGACUCCCGGCAGACGGGUGAAGCCCCCGCCGUGCCGCUUUGCUCGGAGACGCUGCUUUCCUCAAACUCAUUUGAAACAUUUCAGCGGGAGAUUAUUUAUGACUCUGCCGGUUAGUCUAUGGAUUCUGUGGGCAGCAGGGGGGGCUUUAGAAAACACCUCACUUUUCCUGCUUCUGCAUUCAUUUUAACUCCAAACUUUAAAAAAGACCUUCCUUUCUAAAAGGAAUUUUAGAAAAAAGCUAUGUACGUUUUUGUUGUGGUUGCAAGUGGCCUGUAUGUUUCAAAAGAUGCGUUGUCCCCCGAAGGAGAUCUGGUUUCUUUUCUCUCUUGGGGAAAUAAGCCGACUCUCUUUGAACCGAUCUUCAGUGUGGAAGACUUUCAUCUGGAAUCUGAAUGUUUCUGUCAGCAUCGCCGUUUCGCUCGGCCCGCUUCACUCAUUCACAUCCAUCAACAGUUUAAAUGAGAUCAUAAAAGCUCUUUGAAAACAAAACUUUGAUGCCUGAAAAAAACCUCGUGGUUUUAUUAACAAUCAGGCUUGAGAGCUGCACAACCUCUCUGGCUGCCUGGAAGUUAAGCUACUAUGCAAAAAAGUAAGAAAAAACUAUGUUUGGACAAACAAUCAACUGCAAAUUGAUUGAAUACAUUUGCAUAAAUCAACCCGAUCAGUCUGAGUCUGUUCUCAGGGGACCAGCAGCUGCAGGGGACAGUCUGAUCAGAUUUGUAAAUCUUCCACAACAUUUUGGACGAUCCAGAGUUUUAUCUUCCCGGUUUCCUCUCUUAUUUAUUAUGCCACCGUUGAGGGUCCAGCUUCUUUUUUUUUAUGGAGAAGCUUUUCCUUUUUGUGCAUCUGUCUGCUCAAGUGUGUUUUAAACAAAACCUAAUAAAAAUAUUGGAUCCUGCUCAGUCA
Molecule: messenger RNA, 4291 nt
Organism: Oryzias latipes (Japanese medaka)
Lineage: Eukaryota; Metazoa; Chordata; Actinopteri; Beloniformes; Adrianichthyidae
Gene: niban2a
Product: niban apoptosis regulator 2a
Source: RefSeq, a predicted model, not a curated record